This is a messenger RNA of Egretta garzetta (little egret), 4297 nucleotides long. It is a transcript of the gene SRSF4, whose product is annotated as serine and arginine rich splicing factor 4. The coding region runs from base 2536 to 3762 and encodes 408 amino acids. Gene Ontology annotation, molecular function: mRNA binding. The record is from RefSeq and is a predicted model, not a curated record. Gene Ontology annotation, cellular component: nucleus; ribonucleoprotein complex; cytoplasm. Lineage: Eukaryota; Metazoa; Chordata; Aves; Pelecaniformes; Ardeidae. Gene Ontology annotation, biological process: mRNA splice site recognition; alternative mRNA splicing, via spliceosome. The transcript has 6 exons.
AAAGGUCUUUUCCAACCUAAAUGAUUCUGUGAUUCUAUGUCUUGUUUCUCUACUUAAGAUAGCCUCGUGCUGCGCUUCUGCCAGGGUGCUCUGCCGUUUGCUUUGUUCGCUCUCUGAUCCUUUCUCCACGAUUUAUUUUUAGUAGUGCUUAGCAAACGAUUAAAAAUUACCACGAGGUGUUUGACUUGAGAGAUUCCUUCGGUUUCUUCUGGAAAUUUGUGGGCUAUUUUUGGCGCUCAGCCGGCGGGAGAUGAGGCGUUUGGUAUUUUAGCAGUUAAGCUGAAAUGCUUGAGCAAGAGGAUGAAACUGCAACGUGAUACAGUGGAGUCCUAAAAGCUUAGCUGGGUCUUGCUUGCUGCUAAUUGUAAUUUAAGCUUGCAAUUCAAAGGCUGAAAGCAAUGUUUGCCUAAGAGAGGAAUGGGAAAAUAAAAAUCCAGUUUCUGUAGGAUUCUCCGUUCCAAGUUGCAGUUUCUAAUUGUAUGCUCAUAGUUUUCGUGUUCAUUUUUUACCCCACUCAGAACUGCAUUGACAACCGGAGCCGUGCAUGGCAAUAGUGUAUGUAGUACGUGACCAGAAAACUGGACUUUUCAGCCUGUUCUUUUAUCUUCGGAAAACAUGCUAAAGCCAGCUGUAGUAACUCGAAGAGCUGCACGCUUUCAUUGGUGGGAAAACCAAUUUGCAAUCUCGCUAGCUUAAAAAAUAGUUCUACCUGUGUACGUACCUGCCCUGCAUCACCCCGACGGGCUUUUGAGAACUCAGGGCUUCAUCCUCAAAAAUAUCUGCAAGCCAGAGGGAUCUAACUUCUCCAAUGGAUUGAGGGACACAGAUCGAAACUAAAAGCUUUAGACUUCAUGUCUUUCAUCUAGCUAGGUUCAAAGUCUGUAUUUGUUGCCCAAAGAGAAGCAAUUUGAUUUCCCUGCGCACCCCCCCCCCAAUAUUUAAUGCCCAUUAACUUCAGUUAGAGCAAUUGGUAUUAAAAAAAAAAAAUCCCAAAUUGGUGUCACAACAUAAUGAUACCCAGUGCAUGUAGGUGACCUGCUAAUGAAUCCAGUGGAUUUGUGGAUUUUUUUUUUUUUUUUUUUUUGCUUUUGCUAAUAUUAGGGUGAAUAAGGGGAGAUUUUAAUUUCUUUUUGCUUUAAGGCAUUCAGUUGUGCUUGAAGACCAGAGAUUGUCAGCAGUGUUUGUCAUUAGUGCAGAAAUGUAGAAGAAACACUACCAAGUCCUGCGUUUAAGUAGUUUGAGUAUCGAAAUGCAAAUAUUUGUUGAGGUUGUAACUUCAGUAACUCAUUUAAACGAGUGUCUUGUUUCAGCCUCGUCGGAGUGGGGCUGGGAGGCAGAGCGCUGCCUGCCUCUCUGCCGUUCCCCUUCCUGGCUACUGUGCGGGCGAGCGUAUGGCUCGAGCGAGCAGCCUGGAUGGAUCACGAGAAGUCUAAAAGUUAAUUUUCAGGAGUGUUUUUUAGGGCUGGACACACUGGAUUCUUUAUUCCAACAGAAGCUGAAGCCAGGAAUCAGUUUUUCAUGUGUUUCCUCCUCUGUGGCUGCUCACGUUGAUGCCUGCUUGCCCCGACCUCGCUCAUCCAGAGACGCUGAAGGAGCGAUGAGGUGCAAUGAGCUGACGUUGAGCACAUCUGCCCAUACGAAGCAAUUGCGUGAUGUGAAAUUCAGAAAGCUGCCAAACCAUCAACUUAAUUUGUUGAGCGGAGAGCGGAGCGAGAGUCGAGCAGAUCUCUCUUUGUGGAGAACCUCCGAAGCAGCUGCCGAAUCCACCCUGCAGCCGCAGGUCAAGCUCAGACGGAUUGCCCACCCAUCUACGUGUCGUGGAUUUCUAGCCCGCCUUGGCAAAGGGCAGGACAGCCGCUUUGAGGUAUGGCUUUGUUGAGUUUGAUGAUCUGCGAGAUGCAGACGAUGCUGUUUAUGAGCUAAAUGGUAAAGAUCUUUGUGGGGAGAGAGUGAUCGUUGAGCAUGCCAGAGGCCCACGUCGUGACAGCAGUUACGGUUCUGGACGCAGUAAGCACUAACAUGCAUUUGUAUCCGUGACUUAUUUUAAAUAAAAUAUUUUUUGCUCAUUUUUUUUAAAAAAGUAAUUUUAAAAGAAAAUGAUAUCAAGUUGUGAAUAGUGUUCUGUAACUGUAAAUGUAACUGUUGAUCUGAAUAUUUAUUAACUUGUUUGCUGUAUUAAACUAUUUUAAUCGAUAAAUUAAUAAACACAAUUUCUUGUACCAUUUUUAUUAUUAUCAUUUCGUUUAACUAUUUGAAUGGUUUUAUUUUGCAAUGUGAUGUUUAACAUAGAUUUAACAAAGACCUCAAUGUUUUAAUUAAAAGAGUCCUUUGAGGCUAAGAUGACUGCCCGUUCCAUUUGCUGACCUUGGGUUACCUUUCCAUGAGUGGCUCUUUGACCUUUGUGGCCCUUGGCUGACCCAAAAAGGAAGCCAUGUGACGACCGCAACCUUUUCCCAUUAGACCUGGGUGGUGAGGACCCCAAGGGUUAGAGACAGAUGAGAUUAAUCUGAAAUAGGUGCCUGAAAAGCUUUAUUCAUGUCAGAUAUUCAGAAAACCUUUAAGCAAUGUGGAUAUGGUUAUAGAAGAAGCGGAAGAGAUAAGUACGGUCCUCCUACCCGUACAGAAUACAGAUUGAUUGUGGAAAAUUUGUCAAGCCGCUGCAGUUGGCAAGAUCUUAAGGAUUAUAUGCGUCAGGCAGGGGAAGUGACAUAUGCAGAUGCACACAAAGGAAGGAAAAAUGAAGGUGUGAUUGAGUUCAAAUCCUAUUCUGACAUGAAAAGAGCCCUUGAAAAGCUGGACGGGACAGAAGUAAAUGGCAGAAAGAUUAGAUUAGUGGAAGACAGACCUGGAUCGAGACGGCGCCGCUCUUACUCCAGAAGCCGAAGCCAUUCGAGGUCUCGCUCUCGAAGCAGACAUUCUCAUAAGAGCAGGAGCCGCAGUGCCAGUAGUAGUCGCUCCAAGAGUAGAUCAAGAUCCAGGUCUGUGUCCCGUUCCAGAAGCAAGAGCCGUAGUCGAAGCAAGAGCCGUAGCAGAGGCCAAAAAGAGAAAAGCAGGACUCCAAGUAAAGAGGAUAAAAGUAGGAGCCGCAGCAGGAGUGCAGAGAAAUCCCGAAACAAAAGUAAAGAUAAAUCUGAGGGCACUCUCCAUAACAGUGAUGAGAAAGCAAAGAGCAGGAGCCGCAGCAAGGAAAAGAGUAGGAGCAGGAGUGGGAGCAAGGACAGGGAAGAGAUGAGGGAGAGCAUGAGGAGUAGGAGCAAGGAGAAGAGUAGAAGCAAAGACAGGGAGAAGAGCAUUAGCAAGGCUAGAAGCAGGAGCAAGAGUAGGGAUGAGAGUAGGAGCAGGAGCCACAGUAAGGAUAAAAGGAAAAGUAGGAAGAGAAGCAGGGAUGACAGCAGAAGUAGAAGCAGGAGCCGCAGCAAGAGUGAGAAAAGCAAGAGGCGCAGCAAGCGAGACAGCAAACCAAGUAGCAAGAAGAAAAGGAAGGACAGCCGCGAGCGGUCCAGGUCAGCCUCCAAAGAAAAGGAGCAUCUAAAAUCAGAUUCUGACAAAAAGGAGGCAAAAGGCGAGGGUGAGGAUGCAGCAGCACAUCGGGUGUCUCGCUCCAGGUCUAGGUCGAUUUCCAAGUCAAAACCAAAUGUCAAAUCAGAUUCUCGUUCCAGGUCUAAAUCUGUUUCAAAGCCUAGGUCCCGGUCCAAGUCUAGAUCUAGGUCUGCCUCUAGGUCACGUUCCCGAUCACGGUCAAGGUCUCGCUCCAGAUCUUAACCUUGCUGCAACCACACUUGGAACGGUUGGAAAAGUCUUUUGUACAUGUUCAGUAGUUGUAGCGCAAGUGAUUGAAGUAGAAAACCUGUCGAUGCUGUAUAUUUUUAACAACCCUGAUGGCAUGUCUGUCCCUGUUAGCUGCAGCGCUCCCGCCCUGUGAUGCUCUCUGGUGCAAGGCUGUUCGGCUCAUUUUCUAUCCUAUAGGAAGGUUCUAUUUAAAUAUAACUCUUCCGAGAGCACCAAAACUGCCCUGUUUUCCAGGAGGAGCCUCGCAGCGCGCGAGCACUGCACCCCGGUGGGUUUUUGAGGUUGCAGUGAUGGCUGAUAGGUAGGUACGACGGCUUCAGCAGUCUUUGCCCUUGAAUUGAUGUCCUUCAAUGUACACCAUUUAGUGGAAGUGCUAAGUCUUAAGUUUCAUACUACUUUUGUUUCAUAUUUUUUGGACUUACAGAGUUGUGAAUAGCACAGUCAAAAGGAGAAAAAAAAAAAGGUACUUGCAGUAAUCCAUAGGGAAAAGAAGUAUAGUUCCAUAUUC